AUGAUGAAACGGUCUCAAUCCAAGGGAGGAACAUCAAAUGGACCAAAUUUGGGAACCGGAAGAGGUAAGGAGUCCGAAAUGUAUCUCUGUGCCUCCACAUUGUGGGAACUUACUUGUAGUGUAUAUGAUGAACUAGACGGACCCAUACUUACCCAAACAUGGAUUAAUAGGUUCUACAUGACUAUGAGGAGAAACAUGAUGAAACGGUCUCAAUCCAAGGGAGGAACAUCAAAUGGACCAAAUUUGGGAACCGGAAGAGGUAAGGAGUCCGAAAUGUACUCUGUGCCUCCACAUUGUGGGAACUUACUUGUAGUGUAUAUGAUGAACUAG
This is a messenger RNA of Microthlaspi erraticum, 330 nucleotides long. The record is from the annotation of a GenBank genome assembly. NCBI's taxonomy places the organism in Eukaryota, Viridiplantae, Streptophyta, Magnoliopsida, Brassicales, Brassicaceae.